Melanotaenia boesemani (Boeseman's rainbowfish) is the source of this 1956-nucleotide messenger RNA. It is a transcript of the gene trmu, whose product is annotated as tRNA 5-methylaminomethyl-2-thiouridylate methyltransferase. Gene Ontology annotation, molecular function: sulfurtransferase activity. Gene Ontology annotation, biological process: tRNA wobble position uridine thiolation. Gene Ontology annotation, cellular component: mitochondrion. The transcript is spliced from 11 exons. Lineage: Eukaryota; Metazoa; Chordata; Actinopteri; Atheriniformes; Melanotaeniidae. The record is from RefSeq and is a predicted model, not a curated record. Bases 110 to 1360 code for a protein of 416 amino acids.
CCGUGAGCAUGGCGGCUCCUGCGAUUGGCAGGAUAGUAUUGUUGGCUAAAAUGUCUUAGUUACGCAAGCAGUUCAUAUAUUGACAGAAAAUACUUAACUUGGAAACAGGAUGGGGUUGAUAAGACACGUUGUGUGCGCCAUGUCCGGCGGAGUUGACAGCUCUGUGGCGGCUUUGUUAUUGAAGAGAAGAGGCUACAGUGUGACUGGGGUUUUCAUGAAGAACUGGGACUCUCUAGAUGAGAUGGGGGUCUGUUCUACCGAGAAGGACUGUGAAGACGCAUAUAGAGUGUGUCAGAUCCUGGACAUCCCUUUUCACCAAGUGUCAUAUGUCAAAGAGUUCUGGCAUGAGGUUUUUAGUAAUCUGUUGAAGGAGUACGAGAAGGGCAGGACACCAAAUCCUGAUAUUUUAUGCAACAAACACAUAAAAUUCAACCAUUUCCAUAAAUAUGCCAUCAGCACUCUAGGUGCUGAUGCCAUGGCAACAGGGCAUUACGGCAGGACUUCACAGGAGGACGAGGAGGUUUUUCAGCAGUCAUACAAGGCUCCACCGACCACUCUGUUUAGAGACCGUUUCGAGAACAGAAAUCCUGUGAGGUUGUACAGAGGAGCCGAUCUCAUCAAAGACCAGACAUUCUUCCUGAGUCAGAUCUCACAAGAUGCCUUGAAACAAACUCUGUUCCCACUUGCUGGACUCACCAAAGAGUUUGUGAAAAAGAUUGCUGCUGAGGCAGGGUUGCAGCAUGUAGUGAAUAAAAAAGAGAGCAUGGGCAUCUGCUUUGUUGGAGAGAGAAACUUUGAAAAAUUCAUUUUAGAGUAUCUGGAACCUAAACCAGGAAACUUUGUUUCCAUUGAGGAUGGGACUGUCAAGGGAACACACAAAGGUUGGUUCACUCUGACAUUGGGCCAGAGGGCGAGGAUUGGAGGACAGAGAGAUGCCUGGUUUGUUGUGGACAAAGACAUUGUUACUGGAGACGUAAUUGUGGCUCCAGCUACCAAUCAUCCCUCUCUUUUCCGUGACACUCUGCGAACUGACCGCUUCCACUGGAUAACAGUUGAGCCACCUCUUGAGUUAGCCAGGACCCAGAUGUUGGAGUGUCAUUUCCGCUUCAUCCAUCAGAUGCCGCUCGUUCCCUGCACAGUAACUCUGAACAUGGACGGUUCUGUGUGGAUUUCGCUCUCUCAGCCCGUUAGAGCUCUGACACCGGGACAGUUUGCAGUGCUUUACAAAGACGAUGAGUGUCUGGGCAGCGGGAAGAUCAUCCAGCUGGGUCCCAGUGAAUACACUCUCCAGAAGGGCAGAGAGCAGUUUGUGGCAGCUGUGCAGCAUAAAGAGGAGCUGAACCCUGAACCUGCCAGCUGAAAUGAGCUCAUGGUCCAGUCGAGAUGGAAAUGCCCUCUGUUCGGUACAUUUGGUAGAAGAUCCUGACCAGGAAAAAUGCUAUUACUAAGAGUGGAUAUUAUUUAUAAAUGCUUAGUCUUGACAGUGUUUAUAGCCGAAGGACAAAUGAGGUGACAACCUAAAGACAAGUUAGCUGCUUGGUGCUCAGAUAAACCAUGUGUGUCAAAGCCAAAGUGUUCAGGAGAAGAGACUUAAUGGUGAUAAGAGGGUUUACUAGCAUCUUUAUGUUGUCAAAAACACUGUUUUAACUAUCUAACAUUACAGGACCGAUCUGCACCGGCCUUGUUCUGAAUGUGAACAGUUGCAUUCAGUGGAGUGUUAUUAAGGAGAUGGUUAGACCACUCUUAUUUUAAUCGACUGUUUUACUUUUGGAUGGAGACUUCAGUGCAAAUAAAACAGUUACUCUGACAUUGGAGAACUGUAGGAAAACGGCUGUUAUAUAAUCAUUCAUUUAUAGCUGUGAAAUCUAGUUUAACGUAAGACUUUGCAGAGCGAGUCCUCAAGAAUAAUGGAGAAAAGAAAUUAAGCACACACACACAACCACUCUUACUUAGAGA